Sclerotinia borealis F-4128 is the source of this 1551-nucleotide messenger RNA. NCBI's taxonomy places the organism in Eukaryota, Fungi, Ascomycota, Leotiomycetes, Helotiales, Sclerotiniaceae. The record is from the annotation of a GenBank genome assembly.
AUGAAGACUGGGACAACAAGCCUUUUGUCAAAGGCCACCACUCCAUCUCGAAUUUUAUGUUCUACACCAGCGAGUCGACAUCGAACAUUAAACAGCGACGAUAACAGGCAAUCGCAAAUACGGAGCCUUCCAACAAUACGCGCAUUUAGGGGAAGAUGCAGAUCUACUCAGCAUGACCUAUCAUUAAAACCAAUACAGAUACGCUCUUUUCAUGCAACAACGAGAUACCAAGCCACGAGAAACCCCUAUGAUGUUCUUGGAGUAGAUACGGGCGCCUCUGCAUCAUCCAUCAAGAAAGCAUAUUAUGGUCUUGCCAAAAAGUUCCAUCCGGACACAAAUAAAGAUUCGAAUGCUAAAGAUAAAUUUGCCGAAGCACAAACUGCUUACGAAAUUUUGACCGAUCCACAGAAAAAGGCAGCUUGGGACUCGUAUGGAGCUGCAGCGUUCGAUCAAGGAGCAGGACCAGGACCAAGACCCGGACCUGACGCUGAUCCAUUCACAGGAUUUGGGGGUGGUGGUUUUGGAGCCGAUUUCAAUUUCGAAGACUUGUUUAAGGGUGGUUUCACCGGUGGAAAGAAGGGUAGAGGUGGAAGUCGCAAUCCGUUUCAACAAGAAGAAAUACUGGUCGGAGACAGUAUUGAGGUUCAAACAAAGAUUUCCUUCACGGAGGCAGCAAAAGGGACCAGCCAAACGAUCAACAUUUCUCCAUUAUCCACUUGCAAAACAUGUACUGGAAAUGGCUUGAAAUCCGGAACGAAGCGAUCGGCAUGUAAAUCUUGCGGAGGGUCCGGUACACGGGUGUAUUCUAUGGGUGGUUUCCAAAUGGCUUCGACAUGUACUGCCUGCGGUGGUCGAGGAUUGGUGAUUCCAGCUGGAUCAGAAUGUCGGACAUGCUCUGGAAAUGGUGUUGUGCGUGACCGCAAAACGAUUACUGUUGACAUACCUGGAGGUAUUGAGGACGGUAUGCGUUUAAGAUUAGAUGGGGAAGGUGAUGCCCCAGCUACUGGCCAGUCUGCGAACCCCAACGGCCCUUCACAACGUGGUGAUCUUUAUGUGCUCGUUCGAGUGGCCACGGAUCCGAAAUUUAGUCGCUCUGGGUCUGAUAUCUUAUAUACUGCAACGAUUACUUUUACAACCGCGUUGCUUGGAGGCGAGAUUAAGAUACCAACCUUAGAUGGAGAUGUCAGUGUUAAGGUUGCGACUGGGACUAGCACUGGAGACAAGAUUACUCUAGGGGGUAAGGGAAUGAGAAAGCUGGAGGCACGUAAAGGAGGAAACGGAGACCUGAAAGUCGAGUUCAAGGUUCUCAUGCCCAAAUCCCUGAGCGCCAACCAGCGAGCAAUCAUUGAAAUGCUUGCCGAUGAGAUGGACGAUAAAACAGCGAAGCGGAUUAUGAAUGUUGGCCGUUCCUCAAGUUCCUCAUCAUCUUCCCCAUCGAAUGCCGAAGGGAAUCACCAGCAAGAAGGGUUCCUCAAAUCCGUCUGGCACAAAUUCACAGAUGGUGCUAAUUCGCCAAAUGGAGGUGAGAAAGAGGGUUCUAAGAAGAAAUGA